Cyprinodon tularosa is the source of this 2682-nucleotide messenger RNA. Its product is annotated as tripartite motif-containing protein 16-like. The transcript has 2 exons. Bases 62 to 1771 code for a protein of 569 amino acids. Gene Ontology annotation, molecular function: zinc ion binding; protein binding. Lineage: Eukaryota; Metazoa; Chordata; Actinopteri; Cyprinodontiformes; Cyprinodontidae. The record is from RefSeq and is a predicted model, not a curated record.
UCAGGCUGAUUUCUUUUUUGAAGACGUAAACCUUACAGAUUCUUUUUUUUAUAGACCUGAAAUGGCGCAAAAGAGAGUUCAUAUAAAAGAAGAAUUCUACUGCCUGAGCUGUUUUGAUCCACUGAAAUACCCGGUGACUAUUCCCUGUGGACACAACUUUUGUAUAAACUGUAUUAAAACCCACUGGGAAGAAGAGGAGGAGAAAGGAAUCCACAGCUGUCCUCAGUGCAGGAAAACCUUCAACCCAGGUUUCUCAGAGAAAACCACACCUCUAACAGAUGUAGUGGAGCUGCUGAAGAAGAUCAAACUCCAAGCUGUUCUUGCUGAUAACUGCCAUGCUGGAUCAGAAUAUGUGGCCUGUGAUUUCUGCACUGGAAGCAAAAUGAAAGCAAUCAGCUUCUGUUUUGUCUGUUCAGCCUUUUACUGUGAAGGACAUGUUCAUUCCCACAAUGAUGAUCCUCCUUUGAAGAGAAACAAAGUGCUAAAGCCCUCCAAGAACCUCCAGAAGAACAUCUGCUCUCAACAUGAUGAAGCAAUAGAUUUUUUCUGCCGUACUGAUCAGAAGUUCAUCUGUAGCCACUGCCUAAUGAAUGAACAUAGAGGCCACCACACAGUGUCAGCUGCAACAGAAAGGAGUCAGAGGCAGAGAGAGCUGGAGGAGAUACAAGAAAAAAUCCAGCAGGGAAUCCAGGACAGAGAGAAAGAUGUGAAACUGCUGAAACUAGAGGUGGACUCUAUCAAUCACUCUGCUGAUAAAACAGUGGAGAACUGUGAGGUAAUUUUCUCUAAACUGAUCCGUCUCAUCCAGGAAAAAAGCUCUUAUGUGAAGCAACAGAUCAGAUCCCAGCAGGAAACUGAAGUGAGUCGAGUCAAAGAGCUUCAGGAGAAGCUGGAGCAGGAGAUCACUGAGCUGAAGAAGAAAGAAGCUGAGCUGAAGCAGCUCUUAAACACAGAGGAUCACAACCAGUUUCUCCACAGCUACCCCUCACUGUCAGCACUCAGUGAGUCUACACACUCACCCAGCAUCAAUAUCCGUCCUCUGAGACACUUUGAGGAUGUGACAGCAGCUGUGUCAGAGCUCAGAGACAACCUACAGGACAUUCUGAGAGACACAUGGAAAAACAUCUCACUGACAAUCACUGAGCAGAAGGCUUUACUGUCAGAACCAGAACCAGAACUGGAGCCAAACAGCAGAGAUGGAUUCUUAAAAUAUGCAUGUGAAAUCACAUUCGAUCCAAACACAGCACAUGGGGAACUGUCUCUAUCAGAGGGGAACAGGAAGGUGACUUACAAUCUGAAUGUGUAUGGUUAUAGAAUCCCAGACAUUCCUAGCAGAUUUAACAAAUGUGAGCAGGUUCUGAGUAGAGAGAGUCUCACUGGACGUUGUUACUGGGAGGUGGAGUGGACCGACCCAGUAGUUACUGUCGCAGUUGCAUACAAGAACAUUAGACGAGUAGAUAACGGAAGUCAGAGCAGAUUUGGGUACAAUGACAGAUCUUGGGCACUAGAUUGUUUCCAAAAUGGUUCACUUUUCACAAUAACUAAUGGUGCUAAUUUGGGGUUUUGGCACAACAAUGCCAGGACCCCCACCUCAGGGUCAAUGUCCUCCAGAAUAGGAGUGUACCUGGAUCACUCAGCAGGGAUUCUAUCCUUCUACAGCGUCUCUGAAACCAUGACUCUCCUCCACAGAGUCCAGACCACAUUCACUCAGCCGCUAUAUGCUGGACUUUAUGUUGAGUUAUUCUCUAAUGCAGAGUUCUGUGAACUUUAAUAGUUCUUUUUUUUCUUUCUGGUUGUUAAUCAGGAUUUAUUUUUCUGUUUCUCUGCUCUGUUGUUCUGUUUUGUUUAUUUAUUUUUAUGUAACACACUGUGUCUGUCAUUCAGAAGACAUAACAUUUUUCUUAAUUUUUAUAUGACAUGGGAAUAUUCUCCCCAAAUGUGUAGCCAUGUUUUUUUCAACUUUGUGGGGGAUAUUAUCCUAAAUAUGCCACAUUUUAGGGUCAUUAAGAUAGAUUCUUGCCUUAGGUUGUAGGUUAUGAGCAAAGUGUGUAGAGUUUAGGUUAGGUUUAGGGUUGGUUAUAUGUUGAUAAUGUUUAGGCUUAGGUUAAAGGUCAGGGUUAGCCCACAGAAAUUGAGUAUAAAUUAAACUUGAGAAAGGGUAUUCCUGAAAUUAGAUCUUCAAAAAGAAAUCAGAAAGCUCUCUCUAUGAACUCAGUCUACUCUCAUCACAGGUUUAAUAUCUUUUUUGGAAAGUAUUAAACACAAAAUUCCUAGAAUUUACUUCACAUUCUAAACAUUAAGGGACUCUGGAUUACAGACAGAAGAAUCUGAUGUUGCUGUAAAACAAAUGUCAGUAGCCAAAUUACUUGGUCAAGAUGGUUUGACUUUCAAUUUUCAUACUUUUUUUUCCUUGGAUGAAUUUAAAGAGCUAUUAAUUAAAACCUUAGAAGAAUGUAUUGAAAAUAAGAAUGUAAUGCCAACUAUGAAACUACAUUAUUACCCAAACCAGGAAAAGAAAGAUAAGAUAAAAGAUUAAAGAUAAAAGAUAUAUUGAUGAUCCAUAGCGCACAUAGGAAACUAAAACAGCCUUUAUUUAAUUAGAUUAACCCCAGAUUGAAGUUAAAUGCUGAAACUCUGGUCUUCAGCACAGUUUCAGCCAUAGAGUAUUAGAUAAGAGUAUUU